GAAUCUAAAUUGAUACAGUUUUCUAAAGUGUAUUUUUUGCCUGUAUCAUAUGACAUUAUGAUACCGUGUAGCUGUUUGGUCUGUGUCUUCUGUACUUCCUGUGUUUAGUUCUCUCAGCUGUGUGGAUAUUCGUCGUCUGUGCUUUUUGGCUGCUCUCAGCGCCCGUACCUUAAUUUCAGGAAUAGAUGCGCAUCAAAAUCUGAACAUCCACCGAAGAGACGGUAGAAACUCUACCAGUUAACGCGAACUUAUAUGAUACGCGACGAACGAUGUGAUGGGAAACUGAUACUGAUACUUAAGGAACUCCAGCCUCGCGGAUUGUGGGCCUCAACCAAUUUCCGGGUCACGUGGUGGACGCACAACGAGCGAAGUGGAUACCGCUUACCGGCCGUAGUUUUUACAGUAGUUGCGCACCGACAUCUAACCGGGGCUGGCCUUGGUUUGGAAACGGCGGCUCACAUGACCGCAGCGGUGCAGCCUUCCAGCGCUGAACAGCCGUGCUGGUGCCGACUCCCAGCGGCACACCGAGCCCAGCGGCUCAGCGAGGUGAAUAACGGCUGAGCGGAGCCGGUGGGAGGUUUGGUGUGACUGGUUGUUUGAGGGUGUGUUAGACGGUGUGACUGGGUCUGUGUGCCGUUCCCGCAGGUUGACGAUGUUCUCAUGAUGUAGGCCGGUAAUCCUGCUGGAGGACAGAGAGGUGGAGUUUCUACACCUGUAGAGAAAACACAGCAGUCACAGUCACAGGCCAAAGAAAGAGGCUUCUGUAAUUCAUGUGCCCCUUGGUCUCUGCUGGGCAAGAUGAGUACAGGCCGACCCAAACGGAAUAUCAUCAAGAAAAAAUAUGACAUCAGUGAUGGGAUGCCGUGGUGUGAAGAACGUCUGGUUCGCAAAGUUCUUUUCCUCUCCCUCAGGGAAUUCAGAGACACACACCGCACCACACACAAACAUUCACACAUACACACGCGCGCGCACAAACGCACAUCAAAAAACGCACUCUUACACGCUCCGCGAAAGGCACAGACGCUGCCUAACACGCACAGCCAGAAAAACACACGUACGAGACAGAGUGUCCACGCGUCACAGCAAAGAGUCACACACAGACCACUAAGCACACACACGCCGAAAAAAACACACAGUUCACAAAAUAUGCACAUUUCAAAACACAUACACCGUCAUGAACAUGGUAACAAAGGGCAAAAAACGAACUUGUCUCAGGACUCACACACACCAAAAACUAAAUCUACCUACACACUCCAGAACAUGCAGACACAGUCCAAAAUAUGUACAGGGAAAGUUACACACAACGCGCAGCAUACAGACAUGCAAGGAAACACACACACGUUCCAGAGGAAUUCUGCAUCAACCAGGACACUACGCUCACACAAAACACAAAAUAGUCCGUCGCUGAUGAACUCCAAAUACGCAGAAAGUGAAAAACAGCAGCACAAGCACUCAGUGAAAGACACACAGACACUGCUGAGCCCUCCAGUCCAGGCCAGGACUCUGAGAUCACACACUCCCACAAGCCUCAGUGGCUCCCUGGUAAAUGGCAUCAGCCGGUGUCAGUCCCUCCUGUCAGCUAGUCCGAGCUGGAGCUGGCCCUUACAGACACGCCCUCAACAGCGCCGCCCUGCCAGCAUUCAUCGUGACAAGGACGACCCUGCCAGCAAGAGACCAAGACUGCAGGCACAGAGGAAGUUUGCCCAGUCGCCUCCCAACUCUCCAGGACCGUCAGUGUUGGUGACAUCAGCCCGGAAUAACCACAGCCACAACCUAGCUGUGGUCACCUGUCUGACCAGACGUCGACCCAAGACUGAGGACUUCCUGUCUUUUCUCUGUUUGAGGGGUUCAGCAGCGUUGCCUAGCAACAUGGCCUUCUUAGGAAGUGGACGAGAGAAGGAGCCAGCUGACACUCAGCAACUUACUUCCUGUCUUUCCACCAAUCACAGGACUGCAGCUGACAGGAGGAACAUGAGCAUAUUCAGUAGAACAGCAGGGCAACGGGACUCUAGGUCUCUGAGAGGGAGGUCUGGUGGAUCUGCAGCUGUAAGCUCCUUCUGCCCUAUAACUGCCCGAGCACAGAGCAGGAGGGAGAGGGAGGGGAGAGAGCAGGAGCAGCAGAGGAGGAGGAAACAGAGGAUGGAGGAGGACGGGAGAGAGGGAGCUGAGAGACACCUCCUGAGACCUCGCCAGCUCUCCCUACAGGUCAGGAGGACUAACAAGGUUGCCAUGGUGACUGGACUCACUCAACAAAGAACCUCCUGUAUCAGGUCAGUCCCUCCCGUAAAGCCUAGUGCAGGGGUUGGCAGCAGACGAUCCCCCAGGCCCUGCACAAGGCCUAGCAAUACCUGUAAACCAAGAGGCCAUUCUCAAAGCAGACCCCAGGAAACCAACAACAAACACCUCUCCCGGCAUAGCAACCACCAGCUGCCUCGCAAACAGCCCCUUCCCCUCCAUCAACGAACAGUCUCUAAUUACUAUAGCAACCCCAAGACCUUCAGUAGUCUCCAGAACUCAGGAAGAAAUUCAAGCAGGACUUCAGCUCAGAUACCAUUGACUAAUGGCUCAGUCAUCAGACAGCUAAAUGAGAGCCCUGGGGUCCUGAGGUUGUCCAGAAGGAGGAGAGGCCUCCCACCAGACACCAGCCCUGCCCCUCCCAAUCAGGUUCCUUUGGACAGCAACUCAUCAAAGAGGUGCAGAGCACUGCAAUACAACAGUGGUGAUGUCUCACUGGAGAAUCACUGCCAUAUUGGUGAAAUGCCACAGGAGAAGGGCAACGGUGAUAAAGAUGUUAGAGAGGAGUAUGUGAGCCAUUUGGGUAAAACCACUGGUAGCCACAAUGAAGAACUUAGACAAGAGGGAUGUGGCCAUGUUGGAGAGAUGAGACUUGAGGGGGGCAGUUGUAUUAGUGAAGACCUACAGGUCAAGGUAAAUGUUGGAGAGUUGAAUUUGGCAGGUGUCACUGCUCUGGAGUCCUCUCAGGAAAGGGUCAACUUAACCAACGUCAUCACGAACUAUGACCUCAGCCCUGUCAGUGAGGUCAUAUGCAGACAUGCGAGAGAAAAAAGACUCCAGAGAAAUCAGCCUUCAUCUGCAAUCCCUAAGCCAAUUACCAGGACUACUGAUUCUAGGACUGCUGCCAGAGCUGCUACUGCUAGGACUACUGUAACUAAAGCUGCUAUCAACUCAGUGACAUCUGCAUACGUACAGAGUGACCCAUCAGGCAGUUAUUCUGCCAAGCACACUGCUAAGGGAACUAACAAAGGUACUAGCAAGGACAUUACCAAGUGUACUUCACCAGCCAGCAGUUACUCUAUCCAUAGUUCCAAAGGUACUGCAAAAGACUCUUCCAAUGGUACCACAGAGGACUUGUCUAAGGACAGUGCACCUGUCAGUAGCUAUUCUAGCACUUCCAAGGGCUCUACAAAGGGCCUUACCCAGACCAAGUCUACUACCUCAGCAAUUAAGACCAGGACCAGCCCCAGAAUCCUAUUGAAGCGCUAAUUAACACCUGAGCUACAUCUGAAAACAUUCACAGAUUCACUGUUCACUAUACUGAGAAUUAAUGCUGAAGACAGUUAGAAGAAUAUUUAAAACAACACUGGAUGCUAUUACAGGUGAUGCAUGAUGAUGGUUGUUGGCUGGUUGGAUAGUGACAUAGUGACUAUGGCCUGUUCUCUAUAUCUGUCAGUGACUGUGUGAUCAUUUUAAGUAAAAUAAAUAAAGUUGAAUAAAUAAUUGGAGGACAGUGUAAUGGCAGACAUGUUGUGUAGUGGAUUGUGUAGUGAAAGGGCACUGAUUUCUGAUGCUUCCCUGCUGUAUCUGAAGUAGUAGCUUGAUAUUUUUGUAUUAUUCACAAGGAAAAGGCCCUGGUUUUAUCGAAGCACAUACAUCAAGCUGAGUCAGUCUGCAGAACAGUUUUCAGUAGCUUAUUUUAGAGACAGCUGUUUUGCAUACGGCUAUACGCCUUUGCUCUGGCACUUUUUGGCAGGUCUCUGGCAGACAGGUUACAAUACAGUCAUUACAGUCUAACCUACCUACUGCCAUUUCAUUUAAACUAGAAUAAUAUGUUCAAGGUUGUCUAGAUUAAUAACAUGAAAGUCUUAAGGGUUUCUCACCUAAAAUUCUCACCAGAAUUCAAGGAGAGGUUUAGAUUUUUUUUCAUGUUGGUCUUAGAACAACAAGUGCUUAUAUGAGCAAUCAAGCAGUUCUUAGUUGUAGUAAUCAGAUCCUGUUGAGAUUGUCCAUUAAAAGAUUCUUUCCUAAAGUGAUUUCAGUUUAAUUGCUGGGAGAGAAAAUCCACAGUUCUGUGUAAAAUAGCUGUGCUUAACUGUUCAUAUGGCUUUCACUGAAUUCAGAUGGAGUUUUUUUAAUAGUCAGUUUGAACAGGAGGAAUAAUUACAGCAAGCAAACAUUGCUUUGAGACUAACAUAAGAAAAUGUGAACCUGUCCUUAAAGAAGUCAGCAGCACAUAAGUACAAUGGAAACAUCCAUCCAUUCUAUCACUCUGACCUUCAUUACAGCCACUAGAACCGGUUGUGUAAAACCAGCUGCACAGUCACCAGCCCAACGGUCUUCACCAGCGUAUGUGAUAUAAGAAGGACCUCCCACUCUACUGGUCUGUUUAAUGGACAAAUUUCAUUUUCAAGUAGGUUACAUGUGAAGUAUACGAGAACAAAACUGAAUGAAGUUUUUAUUUACUGAUUCUUUUUUUCUCCCUGCCACUGAAGUGUUUUAUGUCUGUACUGUACGUACUGUUGCCAAUGGUGCUGUACAUUACUGUUCUGUUAAUGCUUUGUACAAAUAGUUGUGCAAGAGAAAAACAACAGACUUGCUGUGUCAAAAGAGGGGAGGCCAUGUAUUGACAAGUGGUAUGUUUAUUUCUGAGUCUGUGUGAACUGAUACAUCUGUAGAUAUGGAAGGACGUGUGUUGUGAGGUGACUGAAUGACAGACUUUGACCUUCACUGUUAACAUGGCCAUCAUAUGAUAAAUGACUGUAUAAUUGCCUCAGACACAGUGAAAUGUCAGUGGGUUUUAGGAUUACAUCAGGUGCUAUCAGGUGCUAUUAGCUUUCUCCUAAGCUUAUUUUUGGGGAGCUGAGUAGAGGAGUGGUAAAACUGUCAGGCUGUAUUAAAUAAAAUGAGUCUGCACAUUAAUUAACGUUGCAUUUUCUAACAGUAAAGACCCUAUGUGUAGAAUUUUAAAAAUGACUGACUUUGGUAACUCCUAAAGUCACAAUGGGAGACAACAGUGGACACUUUAAAAAAAAAAACAAAAAAAACCUGCCACCAGAAUCAUUUUUACCUUGCUGUAAUAACAUAUUUCUACACAUAGGUUCUUUAAAUACCUAAUUAACAAUUGCAUUUGUAAAUGAGUUAUUUAUACUCUGUCCAUAGGAUAUAUUUUAUUAUCAGUCUGAAUCAUCAGUGUUUUAAUUUAUGGCUAACACAUGUUUAACUAAGUUAUGAAUAAAGGCAUGAAUGAAUUCUAUAUUAUGACCCGUCUCAGCUGUAGAACUUUAGUAAAACAUAUAUUGAGAUUUGUUAAUAUUAUUAUUAGUAUAUGGUUCAUAGAAGAAGCACUCAUGACAACUUUAAAUUUAGAUAUUUGUGCUUCAUUAAUAAAUUUCACCUUCAAGUGAAGUGAAAGCUCUUCCACUUGUGUUCAUGUCAAGUGUUGUUUAAUGGCUCCACAACAUAGGCCCAUCAAGGUGGUCUUCCACAAAGAAUAAAACUAAGUGUUUAACACAGUUUUUAUGAGAUGAAAUUGUGCUUCUUCUUUCCCACAUGAAGUAUCAGUGGUUUCCUAUAGAUUGGUAUUUUGAAAAAGUCUCUUAAUGAGCUAUCAGGCUGUGUAGUGCUGCAGACAGUUGGACAGUCUGGCUUCCUGAUGCAGGCUGCAUGCUGUGUAAGACAUGUGAUCACCAGUUUAGUGAGCAACACUCACACAUAUCAACAAGUAUUAUUUAAUAUAGAAUCCUUUCAUCUUCAUUUAGCUGUCCUGAAAAUUCUGAGGAGCAAAAAUGUACAAUAUAUUUGUGUUUCCUGCAGACACUUCAUUUGGACAAAAUGUCCAGUUUUUCAUCUGUUGUCUCGACAGCUGUGGGUCUCUAAAAGAAAUGGGUCUUCACAUAACAAAUGAAUUCAUGCCUUUAUUCCUGAUUUUUUGAAUGUAUGUGUUAUCUCAUGCUAGUUAGUACAACUUUCAAGUGUUGCUGAAGUUACUGUUAAUCAGUUGUUUUGUUAUAUCUCUGUCUGUCAUUAUGUAUCCAUGGUUUUUUGCUCAGAUCAACAACCUCUUUCAGCCCCAAGGUAAUAUGAUAACAUUUAAAACAGUGAUAUCUAAGGUAACUGUAAAAAGUCUGUAUAAAUGUGAAUGAUUUGAAUGAGAAUUUGCAAUAAAAUCCCUUUGUAUAUUUA
Molecule: messenger RNA, 6420 nt
Organism: Lates calcarifer (barramundi perch)
Lineage: Eukaryota; Metazoa; Chordata; Actinopteri; Centropomidae
Product: protein Jumonji
Exons: 8
Coding region: 799-3504 (901 amino acids)
Source: RefSeq, a predicted model, not a curated record